UUUCGGAUCUUUGUUAGUGCCCGGCUUGCUUUAAGAACCAGUUUUCUAUAAGUUGUUCAUGAAUUUUCUGUCAACAGAACUAAGGAGUUUUGGCGCAGUCUUGAGAGAGAAAGAUCUUUCUAUUGUAGUUAGUUUGGAUCAAUUUAAUCAGUUACCCAUUGCUAUUAAAAAAACUGAGAGGCCAAAAUUAUUUCACCAUAGGGUAGCACGCUCUCCUCGAGUGUUCGUUUUGUUGUUAAUUUUCUCGCGGUCUUUUUUCCCGCCAAUUGUCUGUCACAAAACUAUCAACUAUGUGCAAAUGACUACAGGUGGCCGUAGUUUAUUGUGUCUUUUGUAGAACAAUUCUCUGGGGUAAUUUUUAGGAAACAAAGUUAAGUUAUAAUCCACAGAUUUAAGAUAAAGUGUGAGUUUAAGUCGGGUUUCUAUCAUGAAUUUCAUAUUUUUGAAUUUUAUACUUGUUUUCGAAACCGAAAACACGUUGUGUACGUAAGUUUAACGAAAGCGAAAAUAUUGUAACUUCGAGAUGUCGCCUUUCGGUACAUAGAUUUGCGAGACUACUGCAUCUACCAUUUUCCCACAGUUGGCGUGUUAGUUCGACUCAGUCAACCGUUAUAAAAAGGAGUCUACUUUCAAACAAACCCUCGGCAAACUUGUUUGAUUCUUUUGAAAUGUCAACGUCACUAAGAGAUUUACGUCAGUUUGAACAAGGAGAGUCAUUGAACCCUGACGUUUUUUUUUUUUCAUAUUUGGUUCGACCGAUAUUUGCUGAGCACGUUGAUACUUUUAGACGCUUUUCGUUGUCGCUUUUAACGAGCUUUUCGCUAGCUUUAUUCAAUGUAUUUGAAAUGAGUCCUGUUUGUUUGUCUUCCUUUGUGGCCAUACGAAGCCAUUUGAAGUCGAAGGUCCGUAUGUAAUUCAACUGUCAGUGUCGUCAUCUCAGCCCAUUUCGUUUGAAAUAUUAACUUAUUUUCCAAUGGAGUCGUCAAUAAGAGGAUGCUCUUUUAAAUUAGGACGGCUGCGAAAGAAUUUAACGGGAUUUUAAGUUGACUGAAGGAGCACGAAUGGCUGAGAGGAACUUUUCUGAUAGCGGCAAAGGGGACUGUGUAACAGUGUUAACGAUUGAGGAAGAAGGUUCAAAUUUUAAGCGGAGUGACUGCAUUAAAACCGAUCGUCCUCUACAGCUUGAGGAAAUACAAAGUGAAACAGUACAAGUAAAAAUACUCCUUCAAGACAAUAAGGAAAAUGACGAUGCAAAAACUAAUGAAAUUCAAAGAACGGAACACGAAAGCUCUACUUCCGCGGAACAAGAAGAGUUAGGCAAUUCAGCGGGAGGUCGUUAUAACGAACAACCAUGUGGAGAGAGUGCAGCGGAAAUAGCUCCAAUGAUAGAAAAGGAUAAACUGAAUGAAAAUACAGAUCUAGAACUUACCGUAACAGCCGCCAUAGAAGAAAAAGAAAUUUUACUCGAAGGCGAAACCACCAUUGUUAAUAUGGCGGACCAAGCUGAAAGCGUUUGUAUCGAGAUGGAAAGUACAGCGGAUACAGAGGGAAAAGAUACUGAAAAAAGUUGUGAUAAGUCACCUUCGGACACAACAACUCUAUACUUCUCUGAAAGCGACAGCGCAGAGGUUGAAAGUGAUGUUUGUAGGAUUUGCCACAGUAACGACGAGAUUGAAAUCUUAAUUAGCCCCUGUCUGUGUACUGGAUCUGUUAAGUUCGUACAUCAUUCGUGUUUAAUGAGCUGGCUACAGAGAGCCGUUAUGAGCAAAUGUGAACUGUGUUUGUACCCGUUAGCGGUCAAACGAAAGAGGAAGCCGUUUAGCAAGUGGCGUCUCCCAGAAGACAAGCCUUUUCCCAUACUGUGGCUGCUAACGUUUGUCAUAGCUAUGACGCUGAACGUGGCCUCCAUAGCUAAAGACGGCAGCCAGAGGUGCGUGUCUAAUCCGUGUAUCAUUUUCUACGUGGUGGGUUCCGCUGGAGCGCUUCUGGGACUCGCUUUCUUCUACCGCUGGCUGCGCAAGACCGUGUGCUACGUCUCCAAAUGGAUUGCACUCAACCAAGAAUGGACGUUAGUGGGUCCACCAGACUUGAGGACUCAGAUGGGGCAAACAAAUCUUGCCUACUCCACAAAAUCGCUUUCAGAGACUGAGACAACUCAAGAACAGAUUGCGUAGUCAGUAGUGUUUCAAUGUUGGAAAGACAGCACUGUGUACCGCCCUUCUUUUGCCUUGGGUACCUCGUGGUCUUCGACUUAAAACCUCUUCCACUAUACGUCGUAUCCCUGAAAUUACCUAUAAAACUUUGUUUAAAUGUGAUUGUUCAUUAUGCCCUCAAUGACUUUGAAGAUUGGUUUUUUUUUCAGUCUGUUACUCGUAAGUAUGCCCGAAGGCAUAUUUUAAAAACAAAAAUGAAAGAGUAGAGGAGCAGGUUCUGGAAACCUAACCAGUCUGUUUUGUACCUUUAACUGACAGUGUUAGUGUAUAAUUUUCAAAAGUUUUGAAACUCUCAUCUUUAGUGAAAGCAGAACUACUUCUCGGGGCGUUAAGUUACCGGGACCUUUGAGAAACGGGCCCCAGGCCACUGAGAAAGACCUGGAGAUUUCAAAGAUCUCCUGAACCAAAAUAAAGUAAAUGUAGUUUAAAAUUUAUCGACACUCCAACUCUUUAAUUUAUUUUCAAACGUGAAGUUCUUCUGCUGAAUUUAUACAGUUCAUCCACUGACGUUAUAAAGCAAUUUUAAGAUAUUAAAUUAUACUUAAAUUAUUGAAAGAUCUAUGAAAAAUUCAAGCAUGAUACAAAAUGAAAAAUACGUUCACUAUAUAUUUUGAAAGAGUGAUAAUUUCAAGAGAAGUAUUACUGAAGUUUAUAAUUAUUGUUAAAGAAGCUAUAUUUCAAAUGUUUACGAUUACUGUACAUGUGUUUGGUUGAGUUUUGAAUAAAAUGGGAAAAGCGCAA
Pocillopora damicornis (cauliflower coral) is the source of this 2954-nucleotide messenger RNA. RefSeq lists its product as uncharacterized. Gene Ontology annotation, biological process: protein ubiquitination. Gene Ontology annotation, molecular function: zinc ion binding; ubiquitin-protein transferase activity. Lineage: Eukaryota; Metazoa; Cnidaria; Anthozoa; Scleractinia; Pocilloporidae. The record is from RefSeq and is a predicted model, not a curated record.